Cynara cardunculus var. scolymus (artichoke) is the source of this 1328-nucleotide messenger RNA. Its product is annotated as dof zinc finger protein DOF1.4-like. Gene Ontology annotation, biological process: regulation of DNA-templated transcription. Gene Ontology annotation, molecular function: DNA-binding transcription factor activity; DNA binding. The record is from RefSeq and is a predicted model, not a curated record. The transcript has a single exon. NCBI's taxonomy places the organism in Eukaryota, Viridiplantae, Streptophyta, Magnoliopsida, Asterales, Asteraceae. Bases 84 to 866 code for a protein of 260 amino acids.
CUUAAUUUUAAAACCAGUUGUAUACGGAUUACAAGUAUAGAUGAGAACAGAAGAUUAGUGGCUUUCAAAAGCUUGCUACUGUUAUGGAGAAACCCAUAGUUAUUGAUCGAUAUCAAGAACAACAGCAGCAGCAGCAGCAGCGGCAACACCAAAAACAGCAGGCUUUGAAAUGCCCACGUUGCGAUUCGUCCAACACUAAGUUUUGCUACUACAAUAACUACAGUUUGUCACAGCCAAGGCAUUUUUGCAAAGCCUGUAAGAGGUAUUGGACCAGGGGUGGCACCUUGAGAAAUGUUCCUGUAGGUGGUGGUUGUAGGAAGAACAAGAGAGUCAAAGUACCACCAACCACUGCUGCUACAACUCAUGUUGCUUCCACUUCACAACCAGUUGAUCAUAACCCUAACCUUGAUCACCUUUCUUUGGUUUAUGGUUUAGCACCUCAAAACCCUAAUUACCAAAGGUGCAAUACCCUUGUUUCUGGCUAUGACUUUUCUCAACCUCAAAUGAGUGAUCUUGGAUUAAGGUUCUCGCCUUCGGAUCCCGGGGCUGGAGUCGUGAUAAAUCAUGCUCACAAUUCAUCUUCGUUUUUUUCAAGCUACCCAUCCUCAAUGUUUUCCGGUUCAACUUCAAGCUCCACUACUAGUGCACCUAUCAUGGCUUCUAUAUUAGCUUCAGGCUUUCAGCAGCAACAAAGAUUUAUGGAUUGGAGUAAUCAUUUUCAGGGACAGACGAACAACAAUGAUCAACUCGAAGCUAUGGCAUCAUCCAAUCAAAAUCCCCUUUUAUGGAACACCCAAACCAGUGGUGGUGGAGGUUGGUUCGAUCCUACAAGCAAUAUUGAUUCUUCUGUUCCUUCUUUGAUCUAAGCUCAAUAAACUAAAACCCACCAACCCUUUUACUUGUAAUUCUUUUUCUUCUUAAUCUCUUUUUCGUUUUCUUGGUUCGACUUUUGUUUAUUUAGUUAGUUAGUACCGGCAAUUCCUUCUUCAAACAUCAAUAGAAUGAGGUCGGAUCCAAUGAUCAUGUCCGCUAGCAGAAAAUGAAUUGAAACUUCAAUCUUUAGAGAUCAAGAUAAUAAAAUGAAGUUAGUUCAUCCUGUGCCGAAACGAACCCUCAGAUCCUCUUUGUGUUAUAUCAGCCCAAAGUUCAGUACUCAUCAAGUACAAACGUUGACGAAUCAAUCAACAUCGAAGAAGUUGGGUUCAAUAUCUAGUGAGUUUGUUCUUCCCAUCAUAUCCUCUUGUGUACAUAAGUAUUUACAUAUGUUCUAUAUUUUUCAUGUAUCCUUCAUAAUCAUGUCCGGGGGUGGUGGAAGAGAUGGUUGUUUA